AAGGUGUUCUGACAAUCAGGACCUUUUCGGGGAAUUUAAAAAUUUAAAUGUUCCCCAUUCUAUUGGAUUUAAAUCCGCCAUUGGGGAAUAUUUCUUCGAAGAUUUAUUGUGUACAAAUUUGGUGUGUUUAACCUUUCCAUAACUCCAGUCAUCGCAUUGAUAACAAGUUGGUUUUUAGUAGCGUUCUUGGUAACAUCUCUCGCGUUGGACAUCAAAAUGUGUAUUAAAGCUACAAUUUAAAUGCUUUCAGUUACCAGAAGAAAUAAGUGAGAUGUGCUAUUCUGAAACCAUUUGUGAAUCUGUUGUUAAAGAAGACGUAUCAUCGGUUAGUUUCGAAAUGAGAAAAAUUGUGACUGUGUUAUGUCACAUUUGCUUUGAUAAGAAUAAUAACAACAUCCAGAUUUAAAGUUUAAUGUGUCAUUUCUUUUGAUUAAUUUAAUGAAUUAAAAUUUUGAUGAGAAUGAAAUGGAAACCAAUAAAGUUGUAUCAUUUGUCCAACACAAAACAAGGAAAAAUGUUCCAUUGUGUUGCAUACUCAGGGAAGCUGGUAUCAACACGAAAAAAGGUGGUCCAGCCAAAGGCCUUCAGUGGGCUGCGGAAGAGAAAUUAAUUUCCAAAAAUCAUGAAGAAUUCAAUUGUUAUUUGCCUGACGGCACGAGAUCGACUUUUCUUAUGGUUUUUAGUCCGGAUGGGAAAAUGAUUGCAUCAACACAUGGCAAUCACAAUGUUUAUGUUACUGAUCUUACAAAUGGUAAAAAUGUUAAAACUUUGACUGGGCAUCCACGAACUCCUUGGUGUAUAGCCUUUCACCCUUCAUCAAAUCAAAUCCUUGCAUCUGGUUGCCUUGGUGGGCAAGUUAGAGUUUGGGAUUUACAUGGUGGAAGUGAGAUCUGGACAGCUGAUAGUCAGACAGUAAUUGCUUCUCUGGCAUUUCAUCCAACUGACAGGGUUCUUGUCAUAGCAUCAUACAAUGAAAUUCAUUUUUGGGAUUGGAGUCAGCAAAAGCCUUUUGCUAAAUGUUGUACAUCAAAUGAACGUGAAAAAGUCAGGUAUGUUGCUUUUGAUGAACUUGGGGAAAAACUGGUUACUGGGAUUGCUAAUGCACCAACGAGGAUUCAAAGUCAGUGGGACCGGGUCUCAGCUCCCCAACCUCCACCUCAAUUGUCGCAGGCUGAGCAUGAAAGAAGGAUAACUAUAUGUUAUCGCUAUAUGGUAGAGCAGUAUGAACAAUUGGUUGAACGUUAUUAUCGGCUCUCUAAUGGAAGUGGUGGGAGUGCCUCUCAACCAAUGGCAAGAAGGAAUCCACCUCAUACAAUGGACCGUGGAACUGAUCCUAUGGAACCUUCAGAAGAUCGAUCACAAAGGUGCUCUGCCUGUCAGCGGUCAAAUUUCACUGAUAAUAAUGAACCAGGGCCAUCAACAGCAACAUUACAACAACGUAGACCUUCUAAUAGUGUCAAUGAUAGUACAUUGACUUCAUCUUCUCGGGUGUCAAAUGAAGGAGGAUCAGCAGAGCCAUUUCAAGGUUCAUCUCAAAGAACUCACCUCACAGUGAGAGCAAAUUAUUUAUAUGAAAGGCUUGCCAGGCUAAGAUCUCAGGUAGAAACUGGUCGUUCAAUACUGGCUCGAACUAGGACUGCUGCAGCUGCCAUGUCUGCUAGAAUGAGCCCUUCUGCACCAGAAGAUGCAAACUUUCUUAUUGACAAUUUUCAAACGAGGCAUAAUUCUAAUAGAGCCGUAUCUGACGAAGCAUUUAAUAUGUUAAUAUUACCUGAGCCUCUUGUACCUACUGAAACUACAGAGGACAGACCCUCUUUUAUAAGUCGAAUCGGAUCAUUUCUAACUAGAAGAAGGAAUGGUGUUUCUCGAGUGUCUGAUUCCAGUAGUUCAGAAACAAGUAUUUCAGACAAUGGUUCAACUUGGCAUAGACCUCUUACUCCUCCUCCAUCAUAUAGCCAGCGCCUUACUAAUUUAAUUUGUCCUACUUCGAGCAACGUUAUUUUCGAUCCAGUAUCUCCAGAAUCUUCUCCUGAUUGCCCUCCGAUAGCAAAUGGUUGCCCUCGUCAUGAUCCAUUUGCUGGGCAAGAUUCUCCUUCACCAUCAUUUUCUGCACCUGGUUAUUCUAGCCCUCACACUACAACUUCUACUGAGCCUCCUACAGCAUCGCAUCCUCCUAUUCCUGCAUGGGUCCAAAGGCCUGAAAUGCCACCAGAUAUUGCUUCACCUUCUAGUCAGAGCUUGUCCGAACCAACUAAUGGUUCUGAUUCAGAUGCUGAUAGUGUUUUCUUAAGGCAGAACAUAGAAAACAGUUUUUCACAUUGGCGUGUAUUUCUGCGUUAUCGUUACUUCAGAGACUCAGGUUCAAACACUGAACCUCCUUCUGAAUCGAAUUCCAGUGAUAGUUCAAAUCGACUAAGAAGACCAUGUGAAAGUUCUUCUGCUAUUGCGAGGCUAAGAGCUCAGUUCAGGAGACUUCAGAGCGGAUAUAACACCCGUGAUAGAGAACCACACCUUUUAAGGGUUGCUACAGAAAAUGCAGAGAGGAGGCUAUUAACAAGACUUUCUAAUCUUCUGCAAAGACCCUUUCCUUCAACCUCCAGUAACGAUACAAGCUUGCAGCCUCCGCCUGGUAACACUCCAGAUCUUGCUAGUGUCAGAUUUGGUUUACAACUGUUAGGCAGACAUAUAGAUAAUUUAUCUCGCCAAUGCAGUCGAGUUCGUCUUGAAUCUGGAGAAAUGAGGCGGAUGUGGCAAGAACUAGAAUCACAAAUAUUCACCCUCCAUAGAGCUGUUAGAGAUUGGCCACCUGUUGUAAGGGUCUCUCCUGGAAAUCAAGUUGAUGCAGAAGGAGUUGCAAGUACUUCUUCAUUACCAACAGAUGAGGAAAGUGAAGAUUCAGGUCUAAUGUCAACUCAGAGACGCCACUUAGGCACAAGGAGGUUUAGGUUUCUUCAUAGGCCUGCCUACAAAAGACCUCGUUUUGAUAGACACUUCAGGUUCCCUAGGAGAUAUCCACAACCGGGUACUAGUGUAGAUGAUGACAGUGAUGAUAAUGAUGAUGGAAACGCUUCAUCGAGACAAAGUGAAAGCUCUGAUGCAGAUACUCCGCAUGGCGUGAAGCGGAAGUCAAUGUGUGAUCAGUCACCGUCUACUAGCAAUGAUACCCCAAGAACAACUACACGAAUAAGUGUCAGGUAUCGCAUUUCCGGAAGACCUAGAUUUAGGCCACCAUUGUCCUUCAGACCAUGGCAUAAUCCCUUCAGGGAAAAAGUUUGGCCACCUCGUGAAUUCUCUAAUUCAAGAGAAAUGCCUGAAGAAUCUUCAUCAGCAAGAUGUAGGCCAGGUCUCUCAGCAGCGAGAGAAGCUAGCCAGAGAGAUGCCAUACGGCAUAGGGCUAGGCAUGUGUUGUUACUGAUGGUGGACAGCUUGACUCAGUUUUUUGAAAAUGACACAUUUACUCGUUCUGUUUCAAAUGAAACCCUUCAGGAAAGAAUUUCGAAUUUGAUCAGCUUACUUGAGUUAGCUUUGAAUCUUACUGAUCUUUUGCUCACCCAAUUGGAUAUUUCAAGCCGAGAACUUGGUAGCAGAGAAAGGCGCUCUGGAAGGAGCAGCGAUCCUGUGCCCAGUAGCAGCAGCCACAGGCCGACGACUGCGAGGGAUAAUGAACCUGUCAGGAGGAGGCCCACUCAACAGAGAAGAUUUUCUUCCAUAUUACAAGCACCUGAAGAACUCCUGAGAAGAUUCAGUAGCAGGGAUGAAAACUCAACUGCAGGGUCUAGAAGUAGUCUUCCGGUACUGAGAGUAAAUGAUGGUCCUCCUCCUCCAGACAACCCAUCCAAUACACUGCGGGAAUCACCCCCUCCUGCAAUGCCACCAACAUUCAGGCCAAGAUUUCUGCAUCCAAGAUAUCGCCUUCCUGCGUUUGUUGACGACUCCAGUGAGGAUUCAUCUCAUGAUAGGAAUGAUCUAUUUUUCUUGAGAGCUACAUCAGCUUCAAUGCUUCUCAGUGAUACUCCAAUGGCCCCUCAUCAUAGAAUUCAAGCCUGGGAUUUCACAAAAUAUGCCCUUCCAGAAAUACAUAUUGCUGAUAAAAAUAUUGUUGUUUCGGAGUGUAAAAUACAUAAUGAUGCCAGUGUCGACAUUUCUAAUGAUGGUAAACUCCUUGUUUCUCUUUUACCAUCCGGGAGAUUAUCUAUAACUACUAUGCUUGGUGUUUAUAGCUUACAAUGGGAGUCCCUUGGGCAAUGUCUUUAUACAACCAGUUUUGAACAGAAUGCAGUUUCAGUAAGUUUAUCACCUACUACAAGGCAUCUCAUCGUUGGACUCGCAUCUCGAAGAGUACAUUUCUUUCAUACAGAUCGUCAAACUAUAGCACAGAUAUUCAGAUUAGAAGGAGGUAAGCCAUCGAAAAAUCUACCUUCAAAAGGAAGAUUGGUGCUAGUUAGGGAAUUAGAUAUGUCCCGUGAAUCUACUGACUUCAUGAGCCUUAAUUGUAUUCGUUGGGCUCCAACGCCAGGUGAAGCUUUUGUAUAUGGUACAAACACUGGGAAACUUAAAAUCCUUCGAUAGAUGCUACAUGAAAUAUUAGUUUAUUGAAUAUUUACUAUUCUAUUGUUAUCCGAAUAAUUUUUAUUGUAUUUUAAGUCUUAAUUGUAACAAUCAUUGAUUGCUACUUCUGUGACAUUUAAUGUUCUACACAUCUGACUGUGCUAAUUAUAAGAAUAUUCUGUAUAUAAAUAAUGUAUACAGUGAAUGUAUAUCUAUUCUGACUAUGAACAUUUUUAUAUGUAAAUGUAAUUGGUAGUUAGAGAUGUAAGAUCAACUUUUUGGUUUGUAUAUACAGCACUUCCCGUAAAUACAAGAUUUAUUAUAUUGUUUUCUUGCUGUAUUGUAUGUAUAUAUAUAUAUAUAUAUUUAGAAAUAAUUUUGUAACUGUCUAUUAUGGAUGUAGGUAAGUGAUAACGAGCUACCAGUUUUUAUUAGUUAUCGACUUUAUUUUUCUGUAUAGUAUUUUAUUGUUCUUUAAGAAGUGUAUAGGAAUUAUUAGUUGAAAGUAAACAAAAAAAAAUUAAUUGUACUAUGUAAGGAAAUGUUGAAUGUUAUGUAUUUUAUGGAAACAGAAAGUUUCUGUUUUUUUUUUUUUUCUUGUUUGAAGGAAAAUGUGUGUACAUCUGUAUAAAUUGGCACACAAACACACACACACAAGAAAUAUACAAUAUUUUGGGGGUUAAUAAGUAAGAGGUGUAAGCAUAUUUGUUGUUAAUAGAGCUUUAACUUUUUUAAGACCAGAUUUUAUGUAUGUACUACUUUUUAUUGAUUACUAGAUAUUUUUUUAACUUUUUUUUCAAUUCGAUUAUUAAUUUUCAUUGCUUGUAUUUGUACAUUUAGAUGCAUUAGUUAAAUUGUAAUCAUUAUGUAAAUUAAAAAGAAACUAGAUCUCCAAGUUGCCUCAAUGUAAUAUAGAUUGUGAAAACAGAUUUAGGAACCUCUGUUGUUAUUCACUUUUCUAAUAGGGCUUCAUAAUUUGUUAGAAAUUAGUUUAACUGAUAAAAUUAAGUUAUUUGUUUAUAGCACUUGUUCUUUAAUCAGUUUAACGAAUAGAAACUAAUUUUAUAGCAAGACUAUUUAAAGAAAAAAAAUCUAGAAAGAGGACUGAUACAACAAUCGUUUUAUUAUUGUGUAAACAUAAGCACUACUUUAAUAUCAAUAGCUUUUUUAGAGUCGCAAUUACAAUUUUGCAGUUUAGGAAAAAAUAAUCUUAUGGUAACAAAAAUUAUUUAUUCAAUAAUAUUUCAAAUUUUAUGUUAACAUAAUUAUUAUGUUUGUUAAAUCAUUUUUAUUAUGUACAUGCUAAUAAUAAUAAAAUCAAUUGUUUUCAUCAAUAGGGUAUGUUUAUUAUUUAUAGUCAUUCUUAAAUAUUUUUGUAAAAUGUAUUUUAGUUAACUAAAAUUAUUACUUUUCCUAACCAUCUAUCAAAAUUUAUGUCUGAUAUCUGAAUAAUUUACUAAUAAGCACUUGGAACUUGACUAUAUAAAGGUACUACUUCGCUUGUACUGCCCAUCACACUGACUGCUAGCAAUUGAGCACUGCUUUAGUGAAUAGAAAGGAGCCUAUUCUGUUGGCACUGCUCUGCAGUCUAGGUAUGACAUCACUAUACUAGUACUUUCUGACCGCUCCUGAAGCAGUGAAACUUUUUUUUUUUGGGUCCUCCCCUUCCUUGCCAUUAAGGUUAUAUGGGAUUUUCCCGGGCCAGGGAGUGUGGGCGGGGAUUUUAAAGAUGCCUUGGCACCGGGUCGCGAACUCAUGACUAUUUUUAUAACACAUUUGUCAUAUAUCAGGUUGCCGGGCAACGGCGGUACUGUGCACAACGCGUUAACCCAUUCGGCCACCCAGCCGGCGGGGUGCCCACUGAAGCCGUGAAGCUGUUGAUAGUACGACAAUUCUAGGGUAUGAUAUCAUAUGAGAGAAGAGUUUUUGUUAUAACAGUCACCUUGCUACGUUUCAUUCCCCACUUUUGUUCAUCAAAUCAGACAAAAUUAAAUGACAAUUUUUACAAAGGAAUUUGAAUUGACAUUUAAUAAUUAAAAAAAUUAAGUUCAGGUAAAUACUCAGUUCCAAUCCAAACCUUGAAAAAUUAAUUUGUUUUUUAAAAUUAAAUUGCCUAUUUACUGAUUACCUAAUGAUAAAACGGCAAAAACAUUGUCUGCUGUGAUUUCAUUACAAAUGUAUAAUAUUUGUUACUGAAGUGAUUAUACUAAUAAUAAAUAAUAAAUUUAAAAUCAGAGAUACAUCCUCAUUUCUUAAAAUAAUAUUUUGUCUUUCUCUUUCAAGAGACGAUAUUUUCUAUUAAAAAUAUUAUAAGAAAGCAUAAUUUUGUAGAAGGUGGGCUUUAAUAUGUUGAUAAAUGUUAACAUUUUAUAACACAGAUAUAACCUAAUCUUGUUAUUCAAUUUGAACUACCGGGAAAAAAAAUGAAAUAUAUUAAUUAAAUAAGAGUGAAAUUCUGCCACCAUAUGUGUUGUUCUGAUACAAAUGAAAAUCAUUAAAUUUAUUUCAAAGUAGGAUGCUAAAUCGAAAGGAUUUUCUGACUAUACCUUAAGACUGAAUUCUCCAAUUGGUUACUUAUGAUAAUGCAAAGAUCCCCAUAUUGCAAUAUAAGAAGUUAAAACAUUGCAAAACUACCCCUACUACAGCUUAGCUUUAUUCCGCUUUUCUAAUAUUAUAGCUCAAAUUGAACCAAUCGAAAACAAAGAGUGCUACAGUACCUCCGUUAUUUCAGGCUAAUAAUGAUAGAUUUAGUUAUCAACUUUAAUACUUGGUAUACU
Nezara viridula (southern green stink bug) is the source of this 7325-nucleotide messenger RNA. The record is from the annotation of a GenBank genome assembly. NCBI's taxonomy places the organism in Eukaryota, Metazoa, Arthropoda, Insecta, Hemiptera, Pentatomidae.